CUGAGUGAGUUGAUUAUCGAGCAAUGGUGGUAUUAUGACCUCAAGGGUUUGAUACAAAAUCAGUGCAUUAAUUAUUGUGUUGUUUUUCUUCAAAAUCUACUGAAUUAUAUUGCUAAAUGAAACAUCACGCUUCGAAUUUGAUGUUAUGCAACAAACUGUGAUGGCCUGCAGAGGCCUAGUGUGAUUUUCAGCGUAUGUUUUUACUCCAUGGAGUAUACUUUUAGACAUAAGCGGUAGCGAAGAACUGCUUCACUAGUUUUAUAUGCAACACUGAAAGGGAAAACCGCCACAAUGUUGUACAUUUUCCACGUGGACGCUGGUCAGAUGACCAUGUAUGAUAUGAAUCUCACACUACAGAGCGUGGCCAGUCUGAAAGCUGCAAUAGAAAAGAGAACCAAGAUUCCAGCAAACUUAUUGGUUUUGCUAGUGAGUGGGGGUGAGGUCUUGCAGUCAGACCACAUGGUGUCUUCGUACAGUGCUGGCACUGACACCAAUCCUAUCUACAUGUUUAGCAAGCCUUCAGUCAAGGAAAGUCACAUUAAACAGUCAAUAUGCAGCGACUUAAGCCCGAUACCAGAGUUAGAGCCGGAGUUCCGUGGCGACGGGCGCACUACAUACGAGGGCAAGUCCAUCGCAGACCUGGCGUCUCUCGUGGAGAACUGCCGCUCCAAGGGCCCAACUGUCCACACGGUGAUGGCGUGCACUCAACUUGCGGAACAGUUCAGCGACUUGGCACAUGAAGUCUCCAGAAGCUGUGAGCAGCUGGUCCAUGAACAGCAUUUGCAGCAUCAGGGUUGGGCAGCUGUUGUGGCCAAUUUAGAAGACAUAUUCAAUGAGUUCUGCGAGAGGUCUAGAAAUUUCAAGGAGUCAUUCAGAAAACACCGGCUAAAAAAGGACGAGUAUCACGAGAAAUUGAAUGCGCUCAACGAAGUGUUAGAAUCGCUAGGCAAGAUUCCCAUACUACCCGCACUACAGUUGAACGCUGAAGCGCACAGGUUCUCGGCGUUUGACGUGUUCGAAGAGACAGACUUUGAGGGUCACCCAUACCGAGUCAGCCAUCCCCUGGACAACAGUUCGGAGACCAAAACCUGCCAGGACUUUGGCGUGGAAGCCCUGAAGUUGUCUGAGGAAGAAGUAUUCGAAAACAAAGAUGCAUCGUCAUGUAAAGACGUCGUGCACUCUUCAGAGUCUGAGCAGCAAAUCGAAGAGUCGGACGAAGGCGUCACCUUCCAAGCCCAUCUGUACGAGAAAGACGACCCUACGCUACUCCACUGGAUACUGGCCCAGGGAAACAAGGCUUCCUUACAGGAUAUCCUGGACUACUGCCAGAAAGGACUGGCCCUGAUCGACGUAGAACCACUAAAGGAACACGAAGACCAGUUGUGCCACAUCCUUCAGUACGCGAAUGACCACGGUCUCAAACAGAUUCGGGGCAUCGAGGACCGAUUGUUCGGUCUUGACCAGAUCCUCAGCGAGGUCAAGAAAUUGGAGCGAGAUCAACACGACCAGGCCGCUUCUUUGAUACAGACGAACGUGACCAAAGCUCUGCCAGUGAAAAGGUACUCUCGAAUGAAUUCGCAAGAGUUGAUUAAGUACCGCGACCGCCUAAACUCGGCGUUGGACCCGUCAGUGCUGCCAACAUUAGUGCAGUCCCACAUCUGCCAACUUGAGAAGCUUCUGAAGGGCCACCAGACGCUGGUAGACCGACGGCGGCGCAUCGCCAAGUCGAAGGAGGAGCUCUCGCAAGUUUUGCGGGCGAGAUUAGAGGCGGUGCUGAAGAUCGAGAACUCGAUGUCGGUGCAGGACGCGCACGCGAUGCUCUCGUUCCAGUGCUUCAACCGCCUGGAGCGGUACUUCGGCAUCGUGGCGCAGUUGCAUCAAGCGCCCGCGGUGUUCGUACGCGCUGUGCACGAAGUCGCUAGGAGGCGGACGUUCUCGGAGGCGCAUAUAUUGUGGGCAGCAGACCUCGCAGCGAAGCUCUUAAAAAUCCACGACGAGGAGGUCACUCGUCGUCAAGAGUUCAACUCCCUCUUCGACGGACACUUCCUCAAAAGCCUCUUCCCUGGGAUGACGGAUUUACCGCCUAUUUUCGCGACCCAAGUGCCUCCGGAAUUCGACGCGCGACUUCCGAAACUGUCGGACGAAGACGUGGAGUAUAUCGCAACCUCUUUCCCGAAUCUGGCGAAGGACGUGCCUAUUUCUGACAUGGAAUCUGUGGUCAGAUUCUUCAGGCAAAGGUUAAACGCUUCAGAGCAUGAAGAAAAAGAAGCUUAUGUGCAAGUGGACCUUGAUAAAGAUGUAGAAGACGAAACCGAGACGGGCGAGUUCGAGCGACUGAGUGGGCAGUCUUCCCAGCAGAGGAUGCGUCACGAUACCGCCACCAGCUGCGAGAUAGAGACAGCUGCUGCGGCCACGAUUACUGAUGACAACAUGGACACGCAUAAAAUUAAUAUAGACAAACUACAGGAGUUCCUUGUAAAACUGUGUACAUUAUGUAGAGCGAAUAUGGUAUUUAUUAAGGAGGAAUUAGCCAAACUAAAAACAGACGCGGAUGAACAGAAGAACUUUAUUAAAAGUUGGUACUUAGAAAUAGUUCAAGCUUGGGAGAAAAGCAAUCAAGAAAUUGCUCUUCGUCAUCGCGAACAAACACAAAGGCUGACUGUAGACCACGAAUUGGAACUAAGCGAUAUGAAAGCAACACUCACUCAAAAAGACGAGGCAAUAGAAAAUCAAAAGAAAGAGAUGGAAGAUCUAAAAUUAGAACACCAGAAAGAAAUAGAAAAGUUAAACAACGAACACCAAAGUACAAAAGACUUGUUAGAGAAAACCCGACAGGAAGUAGCGGGAUUCGAGAAGAAAUUGGAAGAAAUAGAGGUUCAGAAACAGAAAGAUAUAAAGGAGAUGCAGGAGAAGAUGCACAUGGAUUAUAAGGCUGAAAUAGAAUCAAUGCGAUCAAGGUUCCGUCUAGUAGCACUCACAAACAUGGACCGAUCGCCAUCCGAGUCUAGUUUAGAGAAGAUCGAGCGAACCGACGUCAUCGAGAUAUCGAGCCACAACGCGAUAGUCAUGCAGACGAAAGAGAACGCCGAGGUGGAGAAAGAGGAGGCUGUGAAGGAUGCUGUGACGAAGGCCGAGGCCGAAUGGAAGGCCAAGAUGGAGGCCGAACUCGCCUCGGUCAAGGCUAAGCUAGAAACUGAAAAGCAGACAACGAUAAAUGAAGUGACACGACGUCUGCUGGCUGAGAAGAAUCGUCAGCUUGAUGCGCUUCGGGACCGCGAGCAAGCGUUAGCGCGGGAGUGCAGCAAGUACCGCGACACUAUACAGCAGCUGACCGACCCCGAGACCAACGACUACGACGCCCUGCUCAAGACUCAGUUUGCAACACUGGAGAACGAAAAGGCAGUGUUGCAACAACAAGUCCAGGACCUGAAGAAGGAAUUGGAGAAGAAAGCAGACGACGCUGAAAAGAGCAGGGAUGACGAUAGCGAUGGCAGGUCGUCACCAAAAGAGAAAGAAGGCAAGCGGUCUCGCUCGCGCUGCCACACGCCCUACGGCUUGUCAGCGGGCACGCUAAGCUUGUCGUCGUGCCUGCCCGGGCACACAGUUCUCGUGCUAUGGGAUCCAUCACAUCUUAACUACACAGUAUUGCAGGAAGCGCCAAUAAUGUACUUCGUGCAUAGCGACUGCCUGCCCGCGCUAGACCUCAGUAUACAAGCGAAGAACGAAAGCGAACGUCGUCUUUACGCUAUCGCCACAGUCGACUCUAAGGAGUACUGUUAUGCUAAGAAGAGCGGCAACCGUUUCGGAAUGCCGCGUGGCUCGCGUUUCUACCGCGUGCGAGUGCGGCCCCCACGCACUGCGCCUAUUGCGCAGCCGCCGUGCUGCGAUCACCGCCACAAGCCCGUUGCAGAUGCCAUGCGCGGAAGCGUGCUCGCCGUGUUGGGCGAGCAACGGCCGGUUAAGAAAUGGCUGACCUACAUGCAUGCCCCAGACAUCCAAAAGUCGGUCGAUACAAGUCAGUCGACCAGUUCGAACACUGACGAAGCGAGUCGCGUGGGUGAGGUGGCUACGGCGACUCUGAUCAACCUGGAUUCACCGGUGUCGACCAGCGAGCCGGCUUCCAGUGGGAGCGCUAAUGUGCCCGGGGAAGACCAAUUGGAUUCGAUUGAAGCCAGUGAGCAGUGGCAGACCUCCAAAAUGCAGUUGUCAACUGUCAGCGCAGUAACCGACAUGGAAUGCAGCGUGGGCCGCGUAGUACCAGAACCCCUUGAACUCACCGUAUCAGCAGUCUCUGUAGUGUCGCGUGGAGGUGGUCUUCAAGGCUCCGAGCUGGCUGAAGAGGCCACGCCUUGACACGGUGACCCCUCCCCCGGGGGGUCAAAGGAACCCCUCAUUUAGGGGCCCCGGUCGAAGCCUCUCACAGACAGGUAGCGAAGGAAAUGUACCCUGAUACUUGUAUAUGGCCGGUGGCCUUAUUACUUCUCCCCUUAUUUACUAAAAAAGACAGUCAAAUUGUUUCGUGAUUAUCACACAUUUAAAACGGUGAUAUAAGACUAAUAUACUUUUUAUGAAUAAGGGGGCUAGUAUUAUAAUAAUUAAGUAUUGCGAAUAAAAGAGGGAAUGAAAUAGAAAUCUGUGCACAAGGCAACACUUCACAUUUAUUGAUAUAGCAACACCAGUCUAAGCCAAUCUGUGAGAGGAUAUUUUUAUGUCUUACAAAAGACGAAUUCGUUAUUCGUUCGUCUUAAUUUUUACAAGGGAUCGACGUCAUAUUGAAAUAGAGCCAUUCCGUGUUAUUUGCUUUAAACAACAAAUUAAUAAUGCUGAUGUCUAUUAAAUGAUUUUAAAGGUUAUGUAGGAUAAGAACGAUUGUAAUACCCGAUCGCAGUAAAUAAUACGGGAUAGCUAUAAUAUUAUAUCUUAUUACAUUUGCCUGAUUAUAACAGAGUAUAUUAUUAAAAUCAAUUAUAACGCGUGACUUAUAUUGUAAUAGCCCUUGAGAAAGGAUAUACCUUGUUUGGUGUGUAAAGGGCGAAAAAAUAAUUUUAUUUAGAUCUCCUUCGGGAGCCUUUGGAAAGAUCCAACCCAUCACUUUUAUAAGGAUCACAAAAUAUAUGAUAUUGUUUAAUUAUAGUGUUAGGGUAUUUGUUUUUUAUGUCAAAUACACAUUACAAGCAUUAUAGCUUUACUAAUGUCUUACUAUAUUAUUUUAUUUUUAAAUGCACGGACCCGUUGAGAAGUUUUUACCUUACAAUUUCUUUUAUAUAUAACUCAAAUACCCUAUGAUAGGUACAUAUCGGUCAAAUAACGAGUAUAUUUACUUUAUUAUAUCGCAUACUAUUUGUAUGAGUAAAUUAUUUUUUACUUUCCGAGCAUUAUUCCACCUAUUCGAUGUCUUCCAGGCUUUACAUUUAUACAUGAUGUAUUUCAAAAUUUAAAAAGUUAUGCUUGCUCGGAAUCGGGUAUAAUGUUCCUUGCCCUUCAGUAUCCGACAAAAAAUACAUUUGGCUUAUAAAAACAUUGAUUUAAAAUAGAAAUGGCCAAAAGAGUUUCGAUAUUUCGAAACUAUCUUUCUCCUUCUUCACGUCAUGUAAUCUAAAAAGAAAAAUGUGUUUAUGAGGUUGAACUCAUAGUUAGUAUACUAUUUUUGGCGGGUACUGUUUAAAUGCUUGUUUCAUGAAGUUUAUUUACAUCAAUAUUCAUGAUAACAACAAAAAAUUAAACCCAAAAGAACUCUUCAUUUAGAUGUUAUACUUGAUCUUUAUGAUGUUAGUUUUCGAGAAGUCGCCGUGACUUCGCUUCGAUAUUUCGAUUGGACAGUGAUUUUUCUCUAUAGUACAAAUUAUUUAGUCGUCUUAAAAGCUUUAUAGGAAUUAUAUUUUGAUCUAUUUCAUAUUUAUUAUUAUUUCUAUACAGUAGUUGUGUUGUGUUAUAUUUUAGUUGGUCUUAAUGAUUUAUUUCAACAGAUUUAGCGUUACAUUUUAUAAUAUUAUAAUUUCACCUAUAAAGCAUUGGUGAUAUAAUUUAGACAAGCACAAAAUUGAUUGCAUGAGAGAAUAAAUUAUAAGUUAGCUUCGUCCGUAACUUCAGGAGAAGUAUAAUAAUAGCAGGAGUUUAUAGUUGUAGGUGAAAUGCAGGACUCGUGAGUAAUUUAAAUACAGGAUGGGAGAAAUAGAUUGUCAACAACAACAAGAAGAAUACUGUAAUAAAUGAAGAAAAAUUUGUAUAAAACGCAUAAAUUUAUAGUGACAACGAAUUCGAGAUGAUGGCUUUGAUUUUUUAAUAAGUUUUCUUCUCUGCACCCUGUAUUAAAUAAGGUAUCGUAUCUGGAGGUUGAAAGACAUUUCGUCAAUUUAAAGUUACACUUAAAGUAUUAACGAGUUACAAUUCACGGGUCCUGUAUUUGGCCUUUGCAAUAGGAUGUGUUUAGACAUUUAACACGUGCUUGGUAAUAACUGGGCGUGGUUAAAACAGCACUCUAUGACGAAUCCAAUCGACUUUGAAAUGUAUCGUUUUAAGAUUCAAAUUCAAUUGAGGGAAUCCACCGUUUUAUAUGUUGUGAUCAUUGUAAAGAAGUACAACGUUUGAAAUAUUCGUUUAGAGAGUGCAUGUGCACAGUGCAAGUGACAUUACGUUUUGUAGAGCGUUUUUUUCCACGCGCCUACUUAUUAUCGAGUUCGAUACCCAAUGCGUCUUUAGAGUCGCAUGCUUAAUGUUUCCCUACCUACCUGUAAGUCUACUAUCUUGAUACCUAAGUCAUAGUGAUUAUUUAGUGGAACUCCAGUUCUUCGUCUUAGGAAUUUCUCUUUAGGCUUCAGCAAUGAUAACGCUUAACACUCGAUCUCGAUUUAAUAACUCGACGAAUCCCUUUACUCCUAAAGAUUUGACACUAGCUAAUAGUAUUAGUGCUCUUCAUAGAUCUUUUGAUGAUAUCCAACUUUCCUCGGAAUUAGAAUUUAACGUGUCCCAAUCUAAGUAUUCUAACAUCCAUUAAAAUAGAAAGUAUUGAAACAGUUGUGAUUAGAACUGAUAGCACACCCAUUUGCGUCCGGUAAAUCGUUAGCGUUUCAGACUAAUUGGUAAACACGUCUGUCGAAGCGCAAAUUGAUGUUGUGUUAAUUAAGACAUGAGAGCAUCGCUUCGUGUGAAAUUUUUUUGUGGCCUUAUUAUAAGUGGCGCCCAACGUGGGGCUACCAGUGCCACCGACCUCGUUUCUGCGGAACCCGAGUGUAAAGAAAUAAGGUUAGUGGCACCGUACUCGGCGACCCGCCGACUGCUGUGAUAGUGCGUGCUGUGCUCUCCUCGACUCCCAACGAAUAGUUUUGUAAGUACAAAACUUAUAAAAGCAAACUAAUUUUAAUUAAUAUUAGGGCCUAUUGUUAAGAACGUAAUUCACAUGUUACACUAAAAUUAAGUCUUGUUUUGUACUGAUAAAACUGUUCGUCGUAUUCGGCUCAAGCGGUAUUCGGCGAUCGAAGUUUUUUCGUGAAUUCGAUAUUGAUUUUCGUUGUCAUAGUUAGGAUUUCAGGUUAUAGAGUAAGUGUGGUGGGAUGGCUUGCUGGAGCUUGAUUAUGGCUUAAUCUGGGGGUGGGGAUUAAUGUUAAUGGAUCCUGUUAACCUGACUAUGGCGACUCGCAAUCAAUAUUGAUACUCGAUCAGUCGAAUGAGUGGGAAAACCUCGGGCACGAGCGAUCGUUGCGACUCGUGUCUCGGCGGAGGUUAGCCACUACUGAAAGAUUCGUGUAUUGUUAAUGUAAAUAGUUGUCGAUGAGCUAA
Messenger RNA from Ostrinia furnacalis (Asian corn borer), 7776 nucleotides. It is a transcript of the gene Atg17, whose product is annotated as autophagy-related 17. Gene Ontology annotation, cellular component: phagophore assembly site membrane; Atg1/ULK1 kinase complex. Bases 292 to 4353 code for a protein of 1353 amino acids. NCBI's taxonomy places the organism in Eukaryota, Metazoa, Arthropoda, Insecta, Lepidoptera, Crambidae. Gene Ontology annotation, biological process: piecemeal microautophagy of the nucleus; autophagy of mitochondrion; glycophagy. The transcript has 24 exons. Gene Ontology annotation, molecular function: molecular adaptor activity; protein kinase binding. The record is from RefSeq and is a predicted model, not a curated record.